Molecule: messenger RNA, 1278 nt
Organism: Carassius auratus (goldfish)
Lineage: Eukaryota; Metazoa; Chordata; Actinopteri; Cypriniformes; Cyprinidae
Product: NT-3 growth factor receptor-like
Exons: 7
Coding region: 1-1278 (425 amino acids)
Biological process (GO): cellular response to nerve growth factor stimulus; positive regulation of kinase activity; positive regulation of phosphatidylinositol 3-kinase/protein kinase B signal transduction
Cellular component (GO): signaling receptor complex; plasma membrane; axon
Molecular function (GO): neurotrophin receptor activity; transmembrane receptor protein tyrosine kinase activity; neurotrophin binding
Source: RefSeq, a predicted model, not a curated record
AUGGACGUGUCGGAUGAUGGAGUCUCCUACGAUCACAGCUUUGUGUUCCGUCUCGUGGUGGGGAGCGAAGCAGUUCCGGGUGGAGAUCUUGAAGACCGGAGGGGGAGAAGCCUGAAUACUUACCCCAGACUUGAGAGCGUCAGCCUAGGAGCAACCAAUGUCAUUUUGUGUGAUGGCUCUCUUUUUCUCUCUGCAGGACCCGUGGCUGUGAUCAGUGGUGAAGAAGACUCCGCCAGCCCCCUCCAUCACGUCAAUCACGGCAUCAUAACCCCAUGCACCCUAGAUGCCGGGCCAGACGCUGUGGUAAUCGGCAUGACUCGUAUCCCAGUGAUCGAAAACCCACAGUAUUUCCGGCAUGGGCACAACUGCAACAAGCCUACAACUUAUGUACAGCACAUUAAGCGCAGAGACAUCGUGCUCAAGAGGGAACUGGGCGAAGGAGCCUUUGGGAAGGUGUUCCUGGCAGAGUGCUACAACCUAAGCCCCUCUAAGGACAAGAUGCUCGUGGCUGUCAAGACCCUGAAGGAUCCCACCCUCGCGGCGAGGAAAGACUUCCAGCGGGAGGCCGAGCUCCUGACCAACCUUCAGCAUGAUCACAUAGUGAAGUUCUACGGCGUCUGUGUAGAUGGAGAUCCGCUUAUCAUGGUCUUUGAGUACAUGAAACACGGAGACCUCAACAAGUUCCUCAGAGCUCAUGGUCCAGAUGCAAUGAUCCUGGUUGACGGACAGCCGCUGCAGACCAAUGGGGAACUGGGUUUGUCUCAGAUGCUGCACAUAGCCAGUCAGAUCGCAUCAGGGAUGGUCUACCUGGGGUCUCAGCACUUUGUGCACCGUGACCUGGCCACACGCAACUGCCUGGUGGGCAACGGGCUGCUGGUGAAAAUCGGAGACUUUGGAAUGUCAAGAGACAUCUACAGCACUGACUACUACCGGGUGGGAGGACACACAAUGCUGCCCAUUCGCUGGAUGCCACCAGAAAGCAUCAUGUACAGGAAGUUCACGACGGAGAGUGAUGUGUGGAGCUUUGGCGUCAUCCUCUGGGAGAUCUUCACCUAUGGCAAGCAACCAUGGUUUCAGCUGGCAAAUAAUGAGGUAAUCGAAUGCAUCACACAAGGACGUGUGCUGGAGAGGCCACGGGUUUGUCCCAAGGAAGUGUACGACAUUAUGCUGGGAUGCUGGCAGAGGGAACCACAGCAGAGGUUGAACAUCAAAGACAUCCAGAAAAUUCUUUAUGCCUUGGGCAAAGCCACACCUGUCUACCUGGAUAUCCUGGGCUAG